AUGCCUCUCCCCGCGGCGCUGCUGCCAGCUCUCCUCCUGGGGCUGCUGUGGCCAGGGGCGGGCACAGCCCUCUGUCCCCCUGAUUCAUGUGUCUCCUCUGUAGGUCUGCUGGAAAUCUCCCCUGUGGAAAGAGGCGUGGUGAGCAUAUAUGGUGUUAGGAGUGGACUCUUCGUGGCCAUGAAUAGCAAAGGCAAACUCUAUGGAUCUACUCAUUUCAAUGAUGAGUGCAAAUUCAAAGAGAUUCUUCUGCCAAACAACUACAAUGCUUACGAAUCCAGGAUUUAUCCCGGGAUGUACAUAGCCCUGAGCAAAAACGGAAGAACAAAGAAAGGCAAUAAAGUAUCUCCCACAAUGACAGUGACACAUUUUCUUCCUAGAAUCUGA
Egretta garzetta (little egret) is the source of this 384-nucleotide messenger RNA. It is a transcript of the gene FGF4, whose product is annotated as fibroblast growth factor 4. Gene Ontology annotation, biological process: positive regulation of gene expression; fibroblast growth factor receptor signaling pathway; cell differentiation. Bases 1 to 384 code for a protein of 127 amino acids. The transcript is spliced from 3 exons. Gene Ontology annotation, molecular function: fibroblast growth factor receptor binding; growth factor activity. Gene Ontology annotation, cellular component: cytoplasm. Lineage: Eukaryota; Metazoa; Chordata; Aves; Pelecaniformes; Ardeidae. The record is from RefSeq and is a predicted model, not a curated record.